AUGAUAGUCUCGAAGAGCUUGACGAAAUCAGUUGUGGACUUCGUCCCCCACACCGAUCGCACCGCCAUGAUACGAAUUAAAGCUAGACCGGUUAACUUAAAUAUAAUCCAGGUAUAUGCACCAACAACGGACGCAGCAGACCAAGAUUUAGAACAGUUUUACAGUGAUGUAAAGGAUCUUCUAAAAUUAACCAAGAAACACGAAGUAAAUAUAAUUAUGCGUGACCUAAAUGCUAAACUUGGAAAAGGUAGAUACGAAAACAUCAUUGGUCCAUUUGGUCUGGGUACAAGAAAUGAAAGGGGCGACCGUUUGCUGCAAUUCUGUCAGGAAAAAAGCAUGGCAGUCGCUAAUACCUGGUUCCAGCAUCACCCUCGCCGCCUGUAUACCUGGAAAUCACCGAGAGACCAGACGGAAAGCGUAGUCCGUAACCAGAUAGACUACAUCCUCAUAAACUCAAGAUUUAUGUCUUCUAUAAAAGCGGCGUGCACAUAUCCUGGCGCUGAUAUAUAUAGCGAUCAUAUACUACUGAUGGACGUACUGAGAAUAUCGCUUUCGAAACCUAAGAAAGAAACAUCAAGACGUCUAAUGGCACUGGAUAAACUACAUGAUCCAACCGUCAAAAACAAUCUAACUAACCAGUUAAAUUCGCAGAUACAGAGACUGUCUCACAAAAUCGAAGGAGAUGACGUGACACAAUCAUCGAAAGAAAUAGCAAAUGUCCUAAAAACCACCUCACAGACUGUUCUAGGAUAUAGAUCUAACAAUAAAAAGCAAAAGUGGAUCACCAAUGAAAUUUUGCUUCUCAUGGAUGAACGUAGAAAAGCCAAAAAUAACAAGGACAAGUACAGAGAUCUACAGAGACAGAUAAGGUCGAAAAUCAGGAUUGCGAAAAACGAAUGGCUCAAAAAAGAGUGCAGGGAAAUAGAACAACUACAACACAAACAUGAUGAUUUUAAUCUCCAUAAAAAACUUAAAGAAACCGCUGGGGUAUUCAACGAGAAUAAUCAGAUAGUUCUAAAUGAUAACGAAAAACGCCAAAUAUGGGAGGAGUAUGUAGAAAAACUCUUUAGUGAUAAUAGACCGGACAAUGAACUCACGGUCGAAAAUAAUCUAACUGGACCUUCUAUUACGAAAGAAGAGAUUGAAAAGGCUAUACAACUUGCGAAGACUAAUAAAGCAGCUGGGCCGGAUGAGAUCCCAUCAGAAAUACUCAACAGUUGGUUAGUAUGGUAG
This is a messenger RNA of Sitophilus oryzae (rice weevil), 1233 nucleotides long. RefSeq names its product craniofacial development protein 2-like. The transcript has a single exon. The coding region runs from base 1 to 1233 and encodes 410 amino acids. NCBI's taxonomy places the organism in Eukaryota, Metazoa, Arthropoda, Insecta, Coleoptera, Curculionidae. Gene Ontology annotation, biological process: chromatin remodeling. The record is from RefSeq and is a predicted model, not a curated record. Gene Ontology annotation, cellular component: nucleus.